UGGCAAGUCAAAAACGGAAUGCAGUAUUUUGAUUAUUAAUUAAUUCCAGUUUUGUUACCAAAGCGGUUCCCUUAAAAGCCACCGUUCAUUUGGGGACGCUGCGCGGAGCGCUGGCGAUGAGUAACGCACAAAAGCAGGCUCUGUCGUAGACCUUGUACGCAUCAUGCGGGCAUACGGAAUUCGGAGAUUUUUUACUUUGUGUCUUUGAUCUUUUUGGUCUUAUCCUUUUUCUAACUGUUUCAUAAUUUCUGCCAGUUUCUCCCACGCAAGUGAAACUUACAAGUCUUUUAUUUGAUAACCCACUAAACUGCUGCUGUUUUUUUGUUGAGACUUGAGAUGGUAACGACUCAAUUGUGAGAGGACGAUUUGCCAGGAAACACAACAAAUGGACAAACGGCUGGAGAUCAGUGAGAUCAUCUGGCCUGACUGCCUCGAGUCUUCUACAUCUUCCAUCCCUUUUAAUCAUAUUAGCCAUUCGCCACAGAUAGUCCCGAUACCUCGUAUGCGCAAUAAAAAAGGGGAAGUGUCUGGAAAGGUUGAUAUGAAAACUUAUUCGGAUACCAAGGUUGUUAAAGAUGUUCAGGCUGGACUUGUUGUGUCAUCCUCGCGAACCGAAAGGUCAUCUCGUCGUGAAGUGGAUGGGUUGAAUGAUGCGCUUAGCCAGUUCUACACACCGCUUGGUCCGCGACGGAAGCGUCGCCCGGGAGGAUAUUUGGCGCUCUCGCUGGGACUGGGCAGUCCUGAGCACCACACAGGAUAUUUUGAAGAAAUUCACCAAAAGUUGCCGCCAGAUCAUCCGCUCGAUGGGCAAACCACCUCGCCAAGAUUACCUCAGGAAUUACGAACGAAGUCCAGGAACACGUCGCGCAAGUUCAAAGCCAAGAUUAAGGAAGAAACUGGGGCGUUCAUAAAGAAAGAAACGGAACUGGACUUGGACAAGCCCGUUUCAGAUGAAUCCACAUCGGAUGUCCAGAAAGGAACUAUCCUUUUCCAGUGUCUUACAAAUGAUUUGGAGGAAACUGUAGCUCGCGUCGAAGAGGAAGCAGAUUUUGCAGUUACGACGACGAGCGAUAUACCUUCGGUCUCGAUUUUGCCUCCGGUCCCGGCCACCAGAAGUCCUGCUAAAUCUUUUGGCCCGGACGAAUUAGCGAAGGGCGGUCAGAAAUUCGAUAAAUUUAUGAUGGACGCCGCGUGCCUUCGUCUUACUACUACGGAUUAUCCUACUAUCCCUGCAGUCUCUGCAUUCAUGGCGCCGAUGUUUUAUCCACCUUAUCGGUUUGGCCGCAUGGAGCAACCCAACCAGGGUUCUACGGGGGAGCCUCUCAAUAACGGCGGGCAACCUUGGAUUUCUACCACUGCCGGGAAUCAGGAACCGCCACGAACGACUGGAAGUGGCUUGAUAGAUCCGAUACCGAACACUUCCAUCAUCUGUCAACCGAGCAAGCAUAUGAAUAUCAUUGCUCCGCCUCCGUAUUUCGCCAUUGGAGCAGGGAGGCAGUGCGCCCUGCCUCCCGCUUCGUCAUUUCUGCCGAAAUGUCCUGCGACUCCGACAUGGAUGUCACCCGUGAAAUGUCCACCGAGUGUGCUGCAGAUAUCUACGAACUAUCCUGCGAAGAUGGAGGGUUACUGCUUCGUGGAUAAUUACUAUAUGGAAAAUGCCGGGGCUGUUCAAAGACCAGUAAUCAUUGAAGACACUUUUGGCUUGAAUGCCGGUUCUGAACCCAGUGAAUAUACCGAACUAAUGCCACGCGCGAAAAGUUCGUGUGAAGGAAACAGGGAAUAUGCGAACUAACUUAAAUAUGGACCUGCCGACGGACCGGUUUUUUGGGGAAAUUUGAGUAUCUGCAACCUGUUAAUGGGAAGCGUAUGCGAGGAUUUAAUUUUUCUUGUCUGCGCGUCAGUGAUUUCCAUUAAUUUCUUCUGUAUGAUAUUUCUUUCGUAGCAUUUCUGGAUGGCGGUUAACUUUAGUUAAUAUUUAGUUUGUACUUCAAGUAGCAUAUAUACGAGGAAUUCUGGAUUUUAAUUCCCAAGGCAUUUAGGUUUUAUGUCUGUUAAACUCUUAAUUUCUAUCUAUCCCACAAUUUUAUUCGGGUAGGUUUCGUCCGUUUCGGUAUCGCGCAGUUCACUGUUAGUGCUGUCUGUACGGUGACCACAUACAACUUCCUCAGUUUGGUUGUUGCAUUUACCGUUGGAUGUGUAUUGUUUUGUUUGUCGAAUGGUGUAAAUUUCGGUGCAAGAAACAGUGAACAUGCA
Paramacrobiotus metropolitanus is the source of this 2253-nucleotide messenger RNA. RefSeq lists its product as uncharacterized. The record is from RefSeq and is a predicted model, not a curated record. Bases 386 to 1792 code for a protein of 468 amino acids. Lineage: Eukaryota; Metazoa; Tardigrada; Eutardigrada; Parachela; Macrobiotidae. The transcript has 7 exons.